UUCCGUCCUUUUUCGUUACUCAUGUGUCUCCCCCCUGUUUGGGAGGAGGGUGAAAAUGGUCUGAACAAGAGGGAGGAGGAAAAAACCCAGGGCAGUGAAAGAGAGGGGGGAAAUAGCUCCAAAGCGUAGCCAGACUUUGCCUGCUUAUUCAGCGCUGAGUGCUGCACUGCGCCGUCUCCAGUUGUGGGAUGUUAAGAUUUGCCUUUGGCUGCACUUCUCCCCACUCUCGCGCUCACAUUAAGUCUCUUUAGACAUCUUUAUGCUCAAUUUUGCUGGAGGAGGAGGAGUGAGAGAGGGAGAGACUAGCCAGACCUAUUAGCCUGAAGCCUGAGACACACACACACACCAACUCUCUCUCUCUCUCUCUCUCGCUCGCUCGCUCUCUGACACACACACACUUGUACACUCCUCCAGCGCCGCGCUGCACCAAGGUAACAGUGAGUGGAUUUAGCUUUAGCCAUCUGGUCGGAGCACAGAGAAAACCUCUCUGCUGUAACACGGGGAGGAAGGCAGAGGACGAUGCAGCACUGAAACCGACAGAGAAAAACCAAAGAGUGACGAGAGAGACACACACACACACCAACACACACACUGAGACAGGAUGGCCACCGCAGUGUUUCAGGUGUCUUCAUCCUGUGUUCCGGCGACAAACUACGAGCUGGCGCCGAGCAGUGACCUCCCUCUCAAACAUGUAGACACCAUGGGCUCAACAAAAUCUUCAAAGAGCAUGGAGUCACGACGCAGACCAUCAAGGAGCGUGAGUCUGCUGCAGGCCUUGGACGAGAGCUACGAGCUGGACCUGAUCUACAUCACAGAGAGGAUCAUCUCCGUCUCCUUCCCCAGCAGUGUGGAGGAGCAGAGCUACGCUGCCAACCUGAGGGAGGUCGCCUCCAUGCUGCGCUCCAAACACGGCCACAACUACCUGCUCUUCAACCUCAGUGAGAAGCGUUAUGACAUCACCCAACUUAAUCCAAAGGUGUUGGACUUUGGCUGGCCCGAUCACCACGCUCCGGCUCUGGACAAAAUCUGCAGCAUCUGCAAGGCCAUGGACACGUGGCUGAGCGCGGACAGCCACAACGUGGUGGUUAUACACAACAAGGGCAACCGUGGCAGAACUGGCGUGGUGGUGGCAGCCUACAUGCAUUACAGCAACAUAUCUGCCAGUGCCGACCAGGCUCUGGACAGGUUUGCCAUGAAGCGCUUCUAUGAAGACAAAGUGCUUCCUGUGGGCCAGCCGUCUCAGAAAAGAUAUGUGGAAUACUUCAGCGGGUUGCUCUCUGGACACAUCAAGAUCAACAACAAACCGCUGUUCCUUCAUCACGUCAUCAUGCACGGCAUACCCAACUUCGAGUCCAAGGGAGGUUGUCGUCCCUUUCUCAAAAUCUACCAAGCCAUGCAGCCCGUCUACACAUCUGGGAUCUACAACGUUCAGGGCGACAGCCAGACAAGCAUCUGUAUAACCAUCGAGCCUGGUCUUCUUCUGAAGGGGGACAUCCUGCUCAAGUGCUACCACAAGCGUUACCGCAGCCCGUGCAGAGACGUGAUAUUCAGGGUGCAGUUUCACACCUGCGCCGUCCACGACCUGGGGAUCGUCUUCGGGAAAGACGAGCUCGAUGAGACAUUCAAAGAUGACAGAUUUCCAGAAUAUGGAAAAGUUGAGUUUAUUUUCUCCUUUGGACCAGAGAAAAUCCAUGGUCAAGGUAUGGAUCUCCUGGAGAACGGGCCGAGCGUCUCGGUUGACUACAACACGCAAGAUCCGCUGAUCCGCUGGGACUCAUACGAAAACUUCAACCAGAGCUGUGAAGAUGCCACAGAUGGUGAGACGGAAGUCAUCCAUACCCAGGGGCCCUUGGACGGCAGCCUUUACGCCAAAGUUCGCAAAAAGGAUUCUGUUGAAGGAACAGUCACAUCAAACGGCCUUCCACCCACUGCUGUUGAACAUGCUCUACCCGCGGUUGACCAUGCCUUGUCAGUGAGCAGCGACUCAGGAAACUCUACUGCCUCCAUCAAAACUGAUCGAACUGAUGAAGCGGCAACAGCUCCUCAGGCUUCCACGGUGAGCCAGACACACAUUCCUGUGGGUGAGGAGCUACCCUCAGUCCAUCACCACGCCCCACCUGCCCAACAACCCAUCAGUCCCCAGGAGAAAAAAGAGCUAGAGCAGCUACUGAGUGGCUUGGAGGGGCCAAUGCACCGACAGGCCUACCUUUCCUCCCCGACAUCUACUGUUGGAGGGAUGCUUCACCUUGUGCCUGCGCAGGUCCAUGUUAAUGGGCACAGUACAGUUGACCGUGAAACCGACAUUUUAGAUGAUGAGCUGCCUACAAGUCAAGAGGGCAACAGCGUGGACAGUCUUGGGACUUUCUCUUCCACAGAUGGUAGGGCUACACCGGCUGAUCUUUACUACCAGUCUGAGUCACACAUCAAUGGCCAGGACCACGUGCCAUAUCUGGAGCGCAGUGUCCCAGAAAAGCCUCUGGAAACCAUCCGACCACACGUUGGAAUAUCUGACAAACCUGUCACUUUGAUCCAAAGUGAUUUAAUCCCAUCCUCGGGCAAUUACAUGGCAACCCAAAAUGGCAAUCUGUACCGAUCUCAGUCAUUUGGUGCCGAUCCAAAGUCUAUGCCACAAGCCCCUGCCCGCACCACGAGCAGCAAAGAGGCCGUCCAGCGUGGUCUCAAUGUCUGGCAGCGGUUCGGAGUACCUGAGGAGCCGGUAACUGAAGGCCUCACUUUCAGUCCACCUCCCUCAGUAGCAGUGCUGCCCAGCCAUCACAGCCUGCCACAGUUCCCUCAUCGCCACAGCGCCUCCCAGCAAGAGAUUGAGCAAUCUAUUGAAACCCUUAAUCUCCUCAUGUUGGACCUGGAACCAGGUCGUCCGGUUGUGACAAAAUCCCAAAGUGCUCCAUUGCGGGACAACAGCGUUGUGGUGACCACCCAGCCGUCCUUCUCCCAGAGCCAAACCAGGCCCUCCUACCAGGGUGACGCUGCCAUUCAUACCCACUUUUCUGGCCCAGUAUCAAGCCUGGCCAGCCACUCGUCACCACCUCAGAUGUCACCUGGGAAGCCCAGUACACCAGAGUCUGCACCUGUCCACGGAUCUCUGAAUUACAGUUCUGAAGCAGCUGGAACCAACACUUCCUCACAAGCCUCCCCUGCUGUAAGUGGCCACCUUCAGCUCAAGUCCAUUAACACCUACCCGCCAGCCACACAGCCGGCAGAGGUCUUUGAGCCCCAGAGAAGCCCCUCUGCUGCCUCAGCAUCACAGCAGCCAAGAGACAGUGAGCCAGAUGAAGUCUUCAACGUUGAAGGUCUGGUGGCCCAAAGAGUUGCUGAGUACUCGGCUCGUGUCCAAAGUGUCAUCCCCAGCAUGACCUCUUCUCAGUCUGAGCACCGCCGUUCUCACUCCCUCUCGGGCGUCCAGGCCCGCGCAAUGCCCUUGGACGAGCCUGCGACUCUUCCCCGCCGUCGCAUCACCAGUGAAGGCCAGCAACAGAAUGGUCCUGAGGAUGGUCUGUCUUCCGAUGUCCCAGUUCGCUCCCCCAUUCGCUGCGUUUCUCCGGAGUUUGUCAACGCCAUAGCGCUGAACCCUGGAGGACGACCCAAGGAGAGGAACAUGCACAGCUACCGAGAGGCCUUUGAGGAACUGGAUGGAGGUCACAUGAGUCCCACACCCACAGUUGGUGGUGAGGUGUUUCCCCAAACCCCUGCCUUCCCCAUCUCGCCGCAAACCCCUUACUUCAACCUGUGUCGGUCCCCUCCUGGCCUCGCCAAGACUCCCCUGUCAGCUCUGGGUUUGAAGCCCCACAACCCAGCAGAGAUUCUACUAAAUCAAACAGGCACAGCACCAAGAAGCUAUGUAGAGUCUGUGGCAAGGUCGGCGCAAGCAGGCGGAGAGCCGCCCACAUCACCUCGGAGCCUUAGCCCACCGGGAGACGCUACAAGCCAGCAGAGAAGUACAAGUCCUACCACCCACACACUGAACCAACCUUUGUCCAGCAGCAGUCCCAUCCAGAGCUCACAGGGUGAUCACCCCUUACCAGAGAGCAGUGUUAGCACUCCGUCCCAACCCACUACUGAUUCUGGGUUCCGCUCCCAGGCUACAGAGAGUGCCUACCCGACUCCCACCCCAUCAUAUCAAGGCCUGAACACUCCCACUUCUUCCUACCUGGACUCCAGCUCUCCAGCCUCUUCUUACCUUGGCACUACUACCCCCACACUGUCCUACCUUGGUCCUAAUACCGUCUUGGGGAACUAUGCAACCUCAGAUCCCAGCCCACCCAACUCAGAACCCUCUCAGACCACACUCAGCCAUGGAAGUCCUCAUGCACAACGCCAGCCCAACAUCCUUGGCUCCAUCCAGAGUCCCGUCCUCCACAGUGACGAGCAAGAUCGUCCCUUAAUGGGCCAGCAAACAUCACCAGCUAAUGGUUUUGAAGUGGGCAUGCCAGGUCUUGGUGGAAGUCCCAUCCUUGGUCGCCGUCUGUCUCAGGGAGCCAAGAGCAGUCCGGUCCUCAGCAGACAGGCCUUUUUGGGACAGGGAUCUCAGCAAAGCCCAGUUCUUAGCAGACAGCCGUCCCUGGGUCAGCCUAUUCACGGCAGCCCAGUGCUCAGCCGACAGCCAUCCCUCACACACCCUCAAGGAAGUCCAGUGUUGGGCCGUCACCCAUCUGUUUCGCAGAUGUCCCAGAGAAGCCCCAGUUUAGACCGUCACCCCAUGCACAGUGGUUACACCACACCGGAUGAAAGACAUGGAAACCUGUCACGACAAAGCAGCUCUUCUGGCUACCAGGGACCUCCCACUCCCUCCUUCCCCAUCUCACCCGCAGGCUACCAGGAUGGGGGCAUGAUGGGAACAGGUAUGGGGUUCAGGCAGGGAAGCCCAGCCCCUGGUUUCCAACCCCAGCUUCCAGAGAAGAGGCGCAUGUCAAGUGGUGAUAGACCAAAUGGAGCACUGUCCUAUGGAACUCUGAAUGGGAAGAUAAUGUCACCAAUGAGUGGAGGAAGCACUCCCAGCUACUUCCACACCCUCUCGGACUUCUCACGGUUCAAUAUGCCUGAUGGAAGCCCAGAGAGCAGGCUGAAUGUCAAGUUUGUUCAAGACACGUCCAAGUUCUGGUACAAGCCAGACAUUUCCAGGGAGCAAGCUAUCAACCUGCUGAGAGAGAGGGAGCCUGGAGCCUUUGUUAUCCGGGACAGUCACUCGUUCAGAGGGGCGUACGGUUUGGCCAUGAAGGUGGCCUCUCCUCCGCCCUCCGUGCAUCAGAGCAAGAAAGGUGACAUCACCAACGAACUGGUGAGGCACUUCCUGAUUGAGAGCAGCCCUAAAGGAGUGAAGCUGAAAGGCUGCCCCAACGAGCCCUACUUCGGUUGUCUCUCGGCCUUGGUCUACCAACAUGCUAUCACACCGCUGGCCCUGCCCUGCAAACUACUCAUCCCUACCACGGAUCUCAUUGAGGAAGCACCAGAGGUCGCACCAACAAACCCACUGGCUGAACGGCUGAAACAAGGAGCAGUGCAGAGGACCCCUGCUGACUCCCAUGCAUGCAACGUUCUCUACAUCAACUCAGUGGAGAUGGAAUCCCUGACGGGCCCUCAGGCUGUUGCCAAGGCCAUAUCUGAGACACUGGCUACUGCUUCUCCACCUACUGCCACCGUCGUGCACUUCAAGGUGUCUUCACAAGGCAUCACGCUCACCGACAACCAGAGGAAGCUUUUCUUCCGACGCCACUAUCCUACCAACACUGUCACGUUCUGCGAUAUCGACCCUCAGGACAGAAAAUGGAGCAAGCCUGAGGGAGGCACAGCCAAGCUGUUUGGGUUUGUGGCUCGUAAGCAGGGAAGCACAACAGACAACGUCAGCCACCUCUUCGCUGAGCUGGACCCCGACCAGCCUGCCAGCGCCAUCGUCAACUUCGUCUCCAAGAUGAUCGCCUCGCAGAAACGAUGAGAGCUGUCCGCAAAAAGAAAACAACAACAAACCCUGGCGCUUUUUUAAAAACGACUUUGGUUAUUUUCUUUCCUUUUAACCACAGACACUUUCUGUUUUGGACAAUUUAGCAUUUGGUUUUUACGCGUCACCUUAUUUUUCCUGCUCUUUUACAUUUAAGCGGACGUGUGUGUGUGCGUGCGUGUGUGUGUGUGUGUGUGUGUGUGUGCACGUGGUUGUAUAUGUGAGCAAAUGAAAGAGAACCAGACAGCGAGCGUGCAGUGUGUUUGUGCGGCUUGCAUGCAUGUGCUUUUAUUCUUGGACGGACUCCAGAACGGACCAGAGGAAGUGCAGGAUGGGGCGUGGCUGUGUGUGACAAUGGGACGGGAGGUGAUUGAAUCUCCCCGGCAGGGUAACUCGUGAACAGGAAAGGGGGAAUGACAUUGUGCGUGCAAAUGUUUUUUUUUUUUUAAGUGAUUGUUUCUUUUUUUUUUUUCAAGAAGAAGUCAAGUAGUGUGACGUAAAGGUGGAUUGUAAAUCUAUCAGGCUUUUGACUGGUCAACCAAAGAUUUUAAAAAAGUAGUCAGGGCGUGUAUAGUGUGCCACUGUCGGAGGGUCGGAAGUAUUCUUUUUGUAAAACAAAUAUGGCUGCUUAAUCAAAAAUACUGUUAAAAACUAUUUCACUCUGUAUGUACUGAUACUGUAGGUCAAUUCUGCACCUGCGCCACGUUGCAAAAAAAGGCGUCGUCGGACAUUUUUUUGCAGCUGGUGAGGUCUGUGUAAAUAUUCUAGAUUGCUUUUUGAGUAGGACUGUUAUAGAUGACAUUUGGUGCCUGACUUUGUUUCCUAAAUGCAGAGCUUUUUAAGAAAAAAAACGACAUUAAUUUCAUCCACGCUGUCUUAAAUAUGCAACUAGCCAAACUUGUUCAAUUAGUUUUGUUCUCCAAAAUGACACGACAGGUCCUUGCGUGUUUUGUAGUGUAGCUGAAGAUGUUGAGACCGAUGUUGUUCCUCUGAAGUGCAGCUAGAGUCUGAAGAAAUCAGCUGAACCUCGACUUCUCUGCGGUGUUAACGCAGAAAAGCGUCGGUGAAGUGUUGCAUCCACACCGUCUCCGGAUUGUCAGACAAGCAAAGAGGAGCUUCCCGUCUGCCGCCAUCCUCUGCUCAGUCACGUGGCCACAGUAUUUUACUCACAGCCGAAGGGCCCAGAGUACAUUUGUGAGGACAAUCUUUAGAGAAAGGUCUUGUCCGCCUAAACUGCUCCGUAGUUUUCUCUGUUGAAAGUUUCCGUCAACAGAAAGAAGCUCUUUGCGUCAGCCAGCCAAAACUGUUAACACUCAACCUACCCAAAAGUAAGCUAUACAUAUAAAUAUACAUAUAUAGAUAUAUAUAUAUAUAUAUAAACUUCCAAACAGUGACUUAAGAUAUUUAUUUUUUUGCUUUGUUGCUCUAUGUUAUCUUGUAUACAUGUAUUAUAAGGUAUACAUCAAGAUUACUGAAAGCGAGAAGAAAAGAUUGCUUUUAUUUUGGCUAAAGUCAAGUGCGUUGACAUAUAUAAGGUGUAAAGUGUGUGCAUUUAAAAGUGUAUCACUGUUGUUUUUUGAAUGUUUUUUUCACAGCAUUAUUUUUCUUUUGUUAACAUUCUCGUUUUCUUGGGGAGCCGUUUUUUUGAUUUUUUUUUUUUUUUUAGAGAGGAAAUAUUUUGUAUGAAAGAUUGUUGUUACUAAAGUCCAAAUUGGAGUGAUCCUAAAGUUAUGCCAACACAAUUGUUUUUAUUAACUUAAACCUGCCUAGAAAAUACAUUGUCCAAGUUUAGCACUUAAAUGUUGAAGUAUUAUCAGUGUGUUUCUACUUGUCAAAAGAGAAGAUGUGGAUGUUGACGGACCCAUUUCAAUGUCAUUGCAUGUGUAGAUGCAGACUCGCUAGCUCCUGAAACUAAACCUCACAAGGUCUCCGAAACAGGUCUGGAGUUUGUAAUAGGAAAAAACCAGUCAGUUCAAUAAGUAGCUGCUGCCCUCAUGUGGUGGAGAACGAUCACUACAAAGGAGCCACCUCUAUUCUAAUACAGUGUUUUAGCUGUUUUUAUGCCACGUCGGAUGUUUGAGUUCAUAUAAAUUGAUCACUGGGAUGACAAAUUUUUAAAGCAACUGUAAUAGCAAUAUCGUUGACUAAUGAGUUUUAAAUCCCAUAUAAGGAAUGAGCAGUUUAAAUGACGUCUCCCUCCUUUAACCCAGAAGAACCGGCUGCCAGCAUGAUGUAAAAUAAAUAAGGGUUAGUUUGGGCUCCUACAUUAACUCAAAUGUAUCUCUUUAAAAUUAAAAAAAAAAAUACAGCACUUACAGGGCUUUUAUAUUUGACUAAAAUGUUCCAUUAUUUAUUAGCAGGAGCUUGCAUGCUCAAGUUAAACGAUAACCUUUAACGCUGCUGCCUAAUCUGCACACAACAAGUCUUAUCCAACCCAGCCUUCUCCACAAAGAUGCCCAUAGGUAGUUAUCAGGACUGUGUCUUUACUCAGCUUAUAAGAGGAAAAAAAAAAAAAAAAGGCAACCCUUUUUUUUUUGCCUACAUAAUGCUUGUUGGGGUAAAUGGACUUCCUAAACUUCAAAACUGAAUGUUAGCCAUUUGUUUGCCAAGAUGGAAACUCCAGUGGCAUCUGCCCACUUUGACAGAUCAGUCUGGACUGUAGAAUGUGUGUGAAUGAGCUCCUAUGCCCGCAUAGAGCUUUGUCAUUUUUUUUUGUUUGCUACAUUGUAUGGCUUUUACUAUUUCUGAUGGAAAAAAAAACACAUUAAAAAGCAGUACAAAUCAAAA
Messenger RNA from Stegastes partitus (bicolor damselfish), 8740 nucleotides. RefSeq names its product tensin 1b (gene tns1b). The transcript is spliced from 32 exons. Gene Ontology annotation, molecular function: protein binding. Gene Ontology annotation, biological process: fibroblast migration. Gene Ontology annotation, cellular component: focal adhesion. The record is from RefSeq and is a predicted model, not a curated record. Lineage: Eukaryota; Metazoa; Chordata; Actinopteri; Pomacentridae. The coding region runs from base 602 to 5950 and encodes 1782 amino acids.